AUGAUGAAAGAACAGCACACAAUGAUGAUUGACCAGCAAGCCUCAUUAAGAAAUCAUCAAACAUCAAUUCAUAAUCUAGAAGUACAACUUGGUCAACUAACUACUUUUGUGAGCAACAAAUUAUCCUCACAAUUUCCCGAAAAGAAUGCUCAAUCCUAUGUUAUGAUGAUUGAUACUGAAGAAGAGGCCAUCUUUGAGUUUUUAGAAGCAAUAAAGGAGGAGCCAAAUCCAUCCAGACCAAAGUCGAAGAAGUCGAAGCUCGAAAACAAAAUUGUUGUUGAAACACCAGACUCACGUCGUGAGCCCUCCAUGCUCACGAUGUUGGCUAGGUCUGAACAGAAAAAUUCAAAAUCCAUUCUGGCUUACCGACCACCUUUGCCGUUUCCGUCUCGAGCACAUCUCAGUCUACUGGAAAGGGAACAUCUGGAGUUUAUUCAGAAAAUAAAGGGUAUUCCUAUUAAUACCCCUUUUAUCGAUUCACUUUCAAAAAUUAUAGAAUACACGAAGUUCCUACAAGAUCUUAUAGACAAUCGUCAACAAUUAAAGAAGAAAUCUAAAGUAAUUCUUAGUGAACAAAGUUCAAGAGCUAAAACGAAGGCUACAAAUAUGACCAUCCACAUGGCCAAUCGUUCGGUGACUCACUCGAGGGGAAUUGUAGAAGACAUCCUUGUUAAAAUUGGGAAAUUUGUUUUCCCAGUUGACUUUAUGAUUAUGGAUAUAAAGGAGGAUGUUAAUGUCCAAAUUAUUCUUGCUCGCCCUCUACUUAAUACUACUAGAGCUUUAGUUGAUGUUCGUGAAUCCAAGCUUACAUUGAGGGUUGGUGAUGAUGAGGAGACUUUUGGAAUACAAGAUGGUUUUCAAGGAGAAGAUGUAAAAGGUGAGGUGUUUAAUAUGGAUGAAGAUAAUGAUCUUGAAGAAUUGGAGAAUCUCAUGGAGGAAGAAAUCAAGACAAUUCAUCAAGUCAAACGCACCAAACCGAGAGCAUCCGUCCCGUUCUUCGUUGAAGUCAUUACCCACACAAAACCAACAACUUUGAUGAGUGAGGAAAGCGAUGAAUUGUCGAUUGAUGAAGACGAGGCUACUUCUAAGGAUACAAGUUCAUUGGUGAAGAAAGAAAAGAUUCCUAGGGAGCUUAAUAAAAGCGAAGAAAAACUGGAGACUAAAGGGAUCAAACGCAAGCUCGAUGGAGACGAGACCAAAGCUAAAAAGGAGAAUUCAAAGAAGGCGUACAUUCGAUGUGUCCAAGCUUACAAGAGGCAAUGGAAAGAAUAUAAAAUUUAG
Molecule: messenger RNA, 1281 nt
Organism: Lactuca sativa (garden lettuce)
Lineage: Eukaryota; Viridiplantae; Streptophyta; Magnoliopsida; Asterales; Asteraceae
Source: RefSeq, a predicted model, not a curated record